GAGCUUUACAGACUCAAUUCCAAGUAACAGUGAUAUAACGUUUGUCUGGAUUUGCAUAAUUUUCACAAAGAAGGCUCAACGCAGAGAAUAAGGAACUUUUUCCAUACGAUCCAAUAUAUUGGAAACAAGUGAGCGCAAAGCACCGGAAAUCGAAAUGUUUCAGGUACUGGUUCCUUUUGGAAUUCAAAUAGUCCUAUCAAUCGAAAUAACACUUGGUUUGACGAUAAUCAAGUACAUAAAAUUAAAUGUAUCACCUAUUAACAGAAUAAAUGAUAAACCAUACAUGACUUUAGUCCUAAUACUUGUUGAGACGGUUCUGGCAAUGUUAAAUGAUGGGAUAUUAGUGUUGCUUUUGGUUUCAACAACAGUGCGAAAAAAUUAUCCCGUAAAUAUUGUCCUUUUGAUGUUAUAUACGGUACUUACUUCAAUGAUGGUUGCUCUUCCAUUCACAAGUUUGGAAAUUAAAUGGCAACUUAUAGCAUGGGCAGUUACUUCGUUAUCGUUUGUAGUAUUUACAUUAUUAGGAGCAUCUAUUCGAAUACGUUUAUUAUAUACAAAUUUAUGGUUUAUUAUAAUCUACACCUCAGCGUUUAUUGUUAUCAUAGUUGCUGUAUUUGUCUCAAGAUAUUUACAAAUAAAGUUAAUGCUGAGUGUAGGACAGGCAACAUUUGGUAGACAAGACGUUCGAAUUGCCGCUGAUGAUUACUGUUUAGCUGCAUUGAUUUUGUACACCGUAUUGAUGAUGGAUUGGUUAAUAGCCAUUCAAAAUUUUCAAUAUUUCACAAACAACACACUGAAUGAAACACAAACCAAUAAUUACAGACAAGUUUCAUUCGAAGUGUUGAGAUCUAAUAGAAUGCUAUCGUUAUAUCAAAAACAUCAUUCAGAUUUUACUAUACGACUUAAUGGUUACAUAUAUAUAUAUAUAUAACAAUCUUCAUGUCCUCAUUAGUAACAUGGUUCGAUAGGAAACUUUCACAUUCUGUUGAGAAGUCAUGACCAGUGGAGAUAAACCAUAUCGUGUGUAGAGCAGUUCCCCACUGAAGACCAUGAGAGAUAGUCACAUGAUAUCGUGAACGGAUUAAAAUUGGACGUCAGUACUAUUGGAUAAUGGCUCAAUGAUCUGAGUUUAAGCGUCCACAAGGAAGACAGAAAAUCAUAGGAUCAUUCCUGCAUGUGAGGUCGUGAAUGCAUGUUUUGUGGAGAUCAUAGAACUGAAGUGAAUGUAAUCUUUUGGACAUGCAACAAGAAAAUUCGAUUCUAGAACUACCACAAAUUUUGAAUCGCGAGCUGACCUUUAUAAGACUUUAUAAGAGUCUUAUACUAGGACGAAACGACCGUCAAGUGCUUCCAGUUUUUCAAUAGUGGUCCAAAUUAGAUUAACUCAUGACUUCAAUGCAAUUCGACAAUCUCAAAAACUUCUUACUGAC
Molecule: messenger RNA, 1430 nt
Organism: Schistosoma intercalatum
Lineage: Eukaryota; Metazoa; Platyhelminthes; Trematoda; Strigeidida; Schistosomatidae
Source: the annotation of a GenBank genome assembly